Molecule: messenger RNA, 863 nt
Organism: Ooceraea biroi (clonal raider ant)
Lineage: Eukaryota; Metazoa; Arthropoda; Insecta; Hymenoptera; Formicidae
Gene: Chchd2
Product: Coiled-coil-helix-coiled-coil-helix domain containing 2
Biological process (GO): mitochondrion organization
Cellular component (GO): nucleus; mitochondrion
Source: RefSeq, a predicted model, not a curated record
CAAAUUGCCUCGUUUGUGCCUUGAUUGCACGUUGAUUGCGUAACGUGACUCAGGAAUCCGCGUCGCUCAUCGUCAGAGCUGCUCUAGCCGAUCUAGCGUAGUUAGUCGAACGUGGUCGAGCGAUCAGUUCGGAAAUUUACACGCUUUGAGGAUUUUUCACGCUAAUUACUCGUGGUACAAAGGACAAGAUGCCGCGACGUGGACGUGCCGCCCCUCCUCCUCCGCGAACCGUGCGACCCGCGGCCGCACCGGCCAGGGCUGCACCAGCCCCAUCUCAGGUACCAGCUCAUGCCGCCCCAGCGUCACCCAUGGUGGCUCAACCGCAGCAGCCGUCUCUCAUGGGUCAGAUGGCUGCCACUGCCGGAGGUGUUGCCAUUGGGUCUGCCGUAGGCCAUACCCUUGGCCAUGCUAUGACCGGACUCUUCAGCGGAGGAUCCAGUGAGGCUGCUGCUCCCGCAGAUGUACCCGCAGCGCAAGCUGCUCCAGCUUCGGCACCAGCCGCUGGAGCUUGCUCCUGGGAGGUCAAACAGUUCCUGGAAUGUGCUCAGAAUCAGUCCGAUCUGAGCCUCUGCGAGGGAUUCAAUGAGGCACUGCGCCAAUGCAAAGUAGCCAAUAACAUCAUCUAAAUGGAUGUAGAAGAUCAAGAAAUGUCUAGAAAACUUUAACAAAAUUGAAGUAUAGGCUCCUCUGUUAACGAGGUACUCUACAAUCCUGUGUGGAUUAUUUAGUGACAAAAUUUUCCGUUUACUUUUGAUGCAUGAUGCAUUGAUAUGGAGUGUACUGUAAGAUGCAAUAGACAAUGAGAAUUAAUCCGUGUACAUUUUAAGACGGCAAGAGAUAUAAUAAAUUACACGUUUAGUUGA